Vanessa tameamea is the source of this 2944-nucleotide messenger RNA. RefSeq names its product sucrase-isomaltase, intestinal-like. The coding region runs from base 223 to 2913 and encodes 896 amino acids. Lineage: Eukaryota; Metazoa; Arthropoda; Insecta; Lepidoptera; Nymphalidae. Gene Ontology annotation, molecular function: alpha-1,4-glucosidase activity. Gene Ontology annotation, biological process: carbohydrate metabolic process. The transcript has 7 exons. The record is from RefSeq and is a predicted model, not a curated record.
ACAGAACGUCAAUACGUUGAAUAAUUUUAUUGAUAAGAAAAACAAUAGAUGCGUUAUAAUUAAUAACAUUACUGCAAAAUAACCUCGUAUUAUUUUAAAAAAAAAAUCAAAUAGUGGUGAUAAGUGCGUUUUGUGUACCAAAAAACGUAAUUAUAAUUUCAAGUGAUGCCUGACAGUGAUAUUAUUGCGUCAUUUUUUCAAAGUAUUUAAAUAUUAUUAAUUAUGAUUCCUCAUAUUAAAGAACCCCAAAACGAGUGGGAUGACACGGAGUUAAAUUAUCAGUACCAAGAAGUGAAAAAAAUAAAAUGGUACCAUAACAUUCUAUUGAACAGGCCACUAAAAGUCGCUAUCGUUUUUUUACUUUUAACUAUAGUAUCACCUAUAGUACUCUAUCGCUUUGUAUUUUUCACAAGUUUAAGCCUCCCACCAUCAGAUGGAUAUUCUGUUGGUUCCUGUGUAAUAUCAAGAGAGGCAAGACUGCCAUGUGGUGUAGGAUUUAUGACAGAAUCAGAAUGCCACACUCAUUGUUGUUUCGACCGUAAUUUACACAUGUGCUACCAUCGCAUACCAUCAAGAUUUUCCUAUAUAAUGAACCAGCCUUGGACUGAAUACACUACCCUACAACCUAGGAUAGCAACAGUACCAUUUUCAUUUCAGAAUAGUUUACCAAAAAUUAAAUUAUCCAUAAAUGAACAGUCUACUACUCACAUGGUUUUAACUUUCUACAAUUCUAGAAACAUUUCCAUUGUAGGAAAUAGAACAUUUAACACGGAAUAUUCGUAUGAAGUAUCUUCACCAGAACUUAAUGUAAUAGUGAAUGCCACGCAAGGAACCAUUUUUGAUAUGGCAAGAGGACCUCUAAUUGCAUCUAAUAACAUUUGGGAGAUAGCAUUUAAGUUAACAAACGAGUCUAUGUACGGAUUGGGAGAGAUACCAUUGAAAACAAAUACUACAAAAGUGUUAUACAAUAAUGACAGAAGUUUUAGUUCAAUUCCAUUAAUUUAUGCCAAAAUAAAUAAUAAUUUUCAUGGUCUUUUAAUUGAUGUGAGCGAUCCUACAGAAAUUUCUAUAAGAGCUGAUAAUCAAAUAGUUUUAAGAAGUAUAACAAAUUUUGGUUUCAAAUUUCAUUUGUUUUCUGGUCCGGAACCCAAAAAGAUUAUGCAGGAUGUUAUGAAAUUAAUAGGACAUAACAAAAGAUUAGAAUAUUGGAUGUUAGGUAUUCAUAUAUGCAAUGAACUUCCUGAGAUGGAUCUGUCUAGUUUCAUCUCGAACGCCACGAACGGGAAUAUGCCAUAUGACAGCCAUUGUGGACAUGAACCAAUAGUCUUCAAUAGCAAUCAGUGUAAAAAUAGCGAAAUAAGUAACAUCGAUCGUGUGAACGCUGGCGCUUCUUUAGUUAGAAAUGCUAGAAAGAAAUUUGUACCUCACGUAUCACCUUACAUUCGGUAUAUUAAUGAAGAAACUAAUGAAACAAUGUCUAAAGAAACGGAAAAUCUUGAAAUAAACGAAGAAGAAAUUAUAGAAAGUUGUAAAAUUAUACCUACAUUUAAUGACAUCAUGUAUCGUUCGCAAAUAAAUUCCGAGUUAUAUAAAGGAAUUAUCAAUGACUACGAGGUCUUGUACCCAAGUUACGAUGUGAAUUCUGAAAAUUUUAUGGAUAUUCUUUGGGCUUAUAAUACUGAAUUAGAUGGCAUUAUUUUGGAAAAUAAUUGGCCAUUAGAUCACACAAAUAAUACUUUUGAUGACAUAGACUUAUAUUUACCAUAUUUUAGUGAGAAUUUCGAAGAUGCAUUUAAAAAUACACCAAAAUGGAACUUAUCGCUUGUCAAUAGCAGCGAGUUAUACUUAUUCAAACAUAUCAAAUACGGAAACAACUUUGCCAACGCUUUUAGUAAAAAAACGAACAAUACACCCAUUUCCUCUAGUAGCUUAUGGAUGAACGGUCGCUUUGCAAUAAAUAGGCAAAAUAUUGAUGUUUCAUGGACCAAUCUCCAUAGAGAGCUAAUUGCAACUGCAAUUGGAGGAAUAUCAGGAUCCUGGCUUUGGUCAUCUCCGAUCUGCGGUGAUACCAAAAAUUAUGACCCAGAAACUCAGGCAAGUCUCUGCAUCAAAUGGUACUUGGCAGCGACAUAUUUUCCAUUAUUAAAAAUUCAUUCAAAAGAUAUUCCAAGACACCCGUUAGCCUUUAAUGGUACCCAUAAAGCCAUAAUUACUCAGGCAUUAAAUCGGAGAUUAGGUUUAUUGCCUUAUUUUUACACCACACUUCAAGAAGGACCCCUACUUCGACCAAUGUUCUACCAAUUUCCAUCAUCAGCAGCGCUUCAUGAUAUUAAUUCACAAUUUAGCGUUGGAGAAAACUUGCUCAUUGUUCCCAAUUUGCAACCUUUCCAAAGUCAUGUUCAUAUCUGGUUGCCUCCCGGUACGUGGUAUGAACUUUGGGGCGGCCUUAAAUUAGAAGGAAGUGAAGGAGAUCCGGUUACCAUAGCAACAACAGAAGCGGAUUUUUUAACUUUAAUAAGAGGUGGAUCAAUAUUAAUUUAUCAAAAGGAAGCUCGAUUAACAGCAGAAGAAACGCGUUUAUUGAUUCCAUUCUCAGCAAUAAUUGCUUUGGAAUGUAUAAAAACUAAUUAUACUGAAAAUUGUCAUGCGUCUGGAAAGCUUUAUGUUACGCCCGAAAUGACAUUAUUCUUGGAGGCAAACGAAAAAAAUAUAACAAUAACAGCAGAAGGUAACGACUUCGAUCCCAUUUGUGAUAUCAACACCGGAACGUGGGCUUACGAUUUUGAAUAUUUUAAUGUCUAUGGUUUGUAUAAGGAAUAUAAUAAUUAUGAUAACUAUAGAGAGGUCAGAAGAUUUACUGAUUUGUGUCGUUUAGAAUAUGAUAGCGAGAUUGUCAUAGAUUUGCUACAAUAACCGAUUACAUAUACUAUUUUAGUACAUUGUG